Pantherophis guttatus is the source of this 5917-nucleotide messenger RNA. It is a transcript of the gene VPS37B, whose product is annotated as VPS37B subunit of ESCRT-I. Lineage: Eukaryota; Metazoa; Chordata; Lepidosauria; Squamata; Colubridae. The record is from RefSeq and is a predicted model, not a curated record. Gene Ontology annotation, cellular component: ESCRT I complex. Gene Ontology annotation, biological process: protein targeting to membrane; protein targeting to vacuole; ubiquitin-dependent protein catabolic process via the multivesicular body sorting pathway.
AGGGCGGCGAGCGGAGCGGACGCUUUUUUCUCGUCCUCCUCCUCCUCCUCCUCCUCCUCCUCCUCUUCUUCCUCCUCCUCGGUUCCUCGCCCGACAUGGCGGUGGACGCCAGGCGGUUGGAGGCCCUGAGCCUUCACCAGCUCCACGAGCUCCUGGAAGAUGAGGAGCAGCUCCAGAACAUGGCCCUGGAGAUGGAGGAGGCCCAAAAUGUUCAGCUUAGCAAAGAUAUGACUCUCGCCAGCAACCACAGUCUAGCAGAAGGAAAUCUCUUAUACCAGCCAAAAUUAGAUGCCCUGAAAGCCACAUUAACCCAAAAGUAUCAAGAGCUGCAGGUUCUCUUCGAAGCGUAUCAGAUAAAGAAAACCAAGCUAGACAGACAAUCCAAUAAUGCUUCGCUGGAGACCCUCCUCGCACUUCUUCAGACAGAAGGGGCCAAAAUUGAAGAAGACACCGAGAACAUGGCCGAGAAGUUUCUAGAUGGCGACAUCCCUCUGGACACCUUCAUUGACGAAUAUCAGAGUCAGAGGAAAUUAGCUCACCUGCGGCGGGUCAAAAUAGAAAAACUCCAAGAGGUGGUCCUGAAAGGACCCCGACGGCCCCCGGUCCCCCCUCCGCCGGUGCUUCAGACUUCAGAGGCCAACACGCCUCCUUCGGUUAUGCCUCGCCGUAACCCUCCCCCUCCCCCUCCGGUGUCCGUGGUCCCAGCAGGACAUUUCCCAACGCCCUUUAUGGCUCCCGUGGGCCACAAUCCGUAUCUAUAUCCUCCUCUCCCCCCGAGGACGGGGGCUCCGCCACCGCCAGGCCAAGGGCCGUCGCCGGGUUACCCGAACCCGUUUCUAGCUCUGUACCCCUCCACGCCGCCUCAGAGGCCCCCGCCUCGCCUUCCUUCCAACCCCGGUUUUAUCAUGGAAUGAAAACGCCAUCACGUCUUGACUCUUCUUGUACACUGGUGCUGACCUUUACGAGAUCCUUAAAAGCUGGAAACCCAAGCGAAGUCGUCGGUGGGGGAGAAAUCAACGGGGGCUCCGCGCACAAAGGAAACCGUCGACGGAUCCUGCAAAGACCACCGGUUUUGAUCCUUUUUUAAAAAUUUUAUUUUUUAAUUUAAAGAGAGAAUCGGCGUCUCCGUCCAGACCUCCCGACAAAGACGUCAAACCAGUGUAGAAUUGGUGAAAAUGCUUCCAUUUGUAGACUUGCCUUGUUCUUCCGAGGAAGAUUCCAGCCAUCGUGGCACAAAGGCCACAAAUCCCAGGAAAUCUUAAGUUUUUUGUUUUUUUAUUCCUUAAUUUGGGGGGGAGGGGAAAAAAAAAGCAAUUCCAGAAAGGAAAACCUCAUUCUAAACCCCCGGACGGUAGCUUUCGAAUAUAUACAUAUAUAUGUUCUGCGAACAGACUCGGCACCGAAAUGGCAAUAAAAAAAAUGACUCAUCGUUGAGGGAACAAACCCCGUUUAGGGACUAGCGAGAUGGUGGUUCUGAGUUAGCAAAUUUUUGUGUUAGCCGCAGUUGUGGUGGGUGGGUGGGAGUUUGUUUCCCCAUUAAUAUAAUCCGAUCCAUUCGAGCAGCAGGCUGCCAAUUUUCAGUGGGCAGCGAAGGGAAAAAAGCAGUUAUUUGUACCCGUGAAAACCUCAGGAUGUCAAAAACCAGCAAAUGGGGAUUUAAAUCCCUGCUCUUGAGGGUAAAUCAGGAAUAUUCAAUCCGUGCCACUGGAGCAAAUACUGCCCUUCUGCUUCUCUUCACCCUUCAUCCGUUUACAACUUCUGGCUUGCGAUGAGGGUGGUGUAUCUCUCAUAUAUUUUCCUAACAGGGUUCUAGAAAAUCUUGGCUUUUAAUGUAUCUGUGUCUCGGGGAAACACGUGAACCCAGAAAUACUCACGGGUCCAAGCAUGACCUAAUGCUUGUCUCUUAUCUUAGCCGAUUAGUUCCUCCAGCUUUAUAUGCCCCAUUCCUUAAUCCUAAACCAAAGUUAUCCUAUACCUGGAAACCUCGUGUCUAUUUCAGAUUGGAGCAAAAAAAUGUCUCUUCCCCCUUCCUUCCUUCCUUCCUUCCUUCCUUCCUUCCUUUUUUCUUCUUCUUACAAAACUUUUGUAUGCUUUUCAGAAAAUACGCUUUUCUUAAAAAAAAAAAAUCAAAGUAAAAGGAUUGGUUUUUUUUAAAACCGAAAAUUAGAUACACGACCCUGUGUGAAAACAAUUCACAUGUUCAGAAAAACAGGUUGAAAGCAUUUCCUAAAUCACCGGAGCAUCUUAACAGUAUCUCUGGGCUGAGUUAUACAUGAGGCCUGUUUCUUAAAUAGGUUGGUGGGGUUUAUUUAUUUAUUUUUUUGUCUCUGUCAUCCAACACUUCUCUGAAAUCGGUGCUGCCACAAUCAUGUUUGCAAAGAAAUUAAAAAAAAGGGGCUGCUUCGCACUGAAAGGUAUUUGAAGGGAGUGAUAAUGAGGGGUGUGAGAAACACCAGAGUGUGAAGUUGUGAGAACGCUGUAUCCAUUAUCAGAUUCGAUUCUCUUGCCGGUUUGACUUUCAGCUGAUGUGGAAUGUCCUUUCAUUUAUCUUUCUGGAAGAACGCAGAGGCCUUGAUGCAUCCAAUUCCAGCUUCUUCUCUUUUUCUUUCCUCCUGCUUGUUUCGUUCUGUCACUUCUUCGGAGACUCUUAAUUCAUGUCCCCUUCAUGCUGACCCAAGCUAAUUUACCAUGUUUACUUAACUAUAUACCCUGGCCUAUCGCAUCAUAUCCCUGCUCUUCGGAGUUACUUUUCCUAAGCAAUUCCAGAAUAACUUUUGGAGCAAAAGGAUCUGUUUUUAAGCCAUAAGCUUAGGUCGAAAGCUUAAACAAAAAAAUUGGGUUAUACUCCUUUGGUCGUUAAUCAAGCCAAUCUACACUUGUAGGUCAUCUGUAGAAUGCCACUUAGAGGGCAGGAUUCCUUCUCUUGGGGGCUAGAACGAUCCUUCUGAAUUCAAAAUUUUGAGAGAUGAUCAUUGCCGAGACCGGUCAAUCCAAACCAGCCAGACUUAACCUGCUCUGUGACUUAAUUCCACCCCCUGAAGAUGUGAGCAGUUAUAAAACAAAACGGAACAAAUAAGACCAAGAGGAAAGCAUUUUUAUUCCUUAAAAAGACAGCAGAGGUACGCAAGUAUCGCUUGGCAUUUUGUACCCAUGUGAUUCUGUACACCGUACCCCUCGCUCUGUUUCUCUCCGACGCGAACUGAGCUUCCGAUACCCCAGCUUGUUAAAUGGCUCUGCAAAUGGAUUCACUCCAGAGAGCCUUGUCCCUUUCUGCACAAAGUUGCUGCUUGCAGGGCAAGCCCUCGGAGGCGCUGGGGUGCCCCAAGAGACAUCUAAUGAUGGAAAAAAAACCCCACUUGCACGAUCUGCCCUCCUCCGAGGGAAUCAUAAACUUCAAGAACCGUUUUCGGGUGCGUCUCAACCAGUCGAGUGCGCUUGAGCUGAUGAGUCAAUCCAUCUGCCGUUUGGGGGCACGGGAUGACUUGUGAAACUCUCGGAGUCCUGGCAGUUAAAAGUUGCAAAGAUGAGUCUCGAUGCCAAUUGCAUUUGUCUUUCAGGGUGUCACACAAUCACGUUACUUUAAAAAAAAAAAAAAAAAGAACAGGGCUUAAGGCACCCAUUUUAUAGCAUUUCUUGGUUGUGACUUCCCACCUCUUCCAUUUUUCUUUUUUUUUUAAUUGAGGAAAAGUGUGCCUCUCGGAGUCUUUUCUUUGAUGUGUCUUUUAUUCUUCCAGCAUUGCAGAUUUGCAACAUCAUUGGGUGUUUCUCCAAUGUUAGGAGAGCGGCUUUAGUUUUUAAGGAAGUUUCUUGUUGGCCAACGUUGCGUAGCUGAUGCAGCAAAAUACAUUUAUAGACAACUGGUCAGGUUCCAGGAGUUCUCAGGUACUUAACGUCUCAAGGAUCACACACGCUCCAUUCCAGAUUUUGCACAUCAGCAGUGAGAAUAUCUGAAUUCCCCAAGAAAAGGAGAAUUGGGCCCAUGUAUGAAUUUUACAGAGCCCUGUCUUGCUCUCUGAAAUGACACUGAUCAUCAUGUUCCUGUUAAGACACAGUUUCUUUUCCCCCGUGUACUGAUCACUUAUUUUCCAAACAAUAUAAUCAUUGUGCAGAGACACUUUUCAGUAGAGGCUGCUACAGCUGUGACGCACCUAGAUUUUGUACGGUGCGUUGCGCUGGGUGUGAAGGGCUAACCUCUGUGCCUUAGAACCACCGCAUAGAGUUUUGUCAGGAAGAAAUUCCUUUUAAAAAUUCCUUUUACGGUUCCUCUUUUUUCACGUGUCGAGAGUUUGGAAGGAAAAGGGCGACGGUGUCCAUUGUCUAUGGUAGGAAAGGCAGAUCUUGGGUGUUUGCUGAAAGGUUUUGUUUUAUCAGGGAAAGAAAAGUUUGGUCUCGUGGCAGGAGUUUUUCCAGCCGGCUGGCAGAUCUAGAGGAAAAGCCAUGUUAAAUCGGAGUUGCAAUCUUGUGGCCGUGCAAAACUAAACAACAAUAAUAAUAAUUGGAGCUUGGUGGAGAUUGAAACUGGCGAAGGUCAUUGUUAAUUGUAGGUAUUCCGGCUUGCAUGGAAUUAAAGUCAAAGGGCUGGUUGAAAAAUAUGGUUAGGAGAGGAAUGGAUCUUCAGCUUUUGCACGGUGAUAGACCAGAAAAGGCUACUGAACAGAAUCUGCGAGUUUUGGAGGAAAAAAAAUGGAAACCUCCAAACCUCAGCUGAGAUCCCCUACUCACUAAAGUAGGAGUGAUGCAGAGAUGGGAUGCUACCUCUAUUUCUUGCUCCGUAAGUUUACACCAAUGGUUAGCCACCUCUUGCAGGUACUCAAGGUGCGAUGGACAGAAGAAUCAAGCAGAAUUUUCUCCAGUGGUCAGUUCGGUUUAGGGAACCGAUUAAGUCAGUAGCAGUGGGGUCAUAACCUUUCCCUGUAGUACUUCAGCCUUGCCACUUCCAGGACCCUGAGGAUGGCUUAAGCUACCUUCAAAGACAUUUGUUCUUCACCCAGAAUCAGGCACGCUGCUUCCGGAAAGCAAGAGUUUUCAACAGCUUAAAAUGCAGAACGAUUUCGAUUUCCUCUUCGCGCUCAGGGUGGAACGUUUCUCGCUCGCUUUUGAUAAAAGAGGGUUUGCAGUAGUUUUGUUUACACGAGACACGUUUUUAAAACGGCCCUUAAAUAAAAUAAAAAAUAAUAGCCAACCGCAUUUGAAGCAUAAGAAGCCAUGUUUCCCCCCCAAACGGUGGAAAAUAACUGCAAUUGUGGAAAAUAGCUGCAAUUUUAUACCGUGGUCUUAAUCGCCCUUUUUUUUCUUUCUCUCUCUCUACAAAAGUAUGCAACUAGAGAGGGAAAUUUGUGACGGUGUGGAAUGUCACAGUAAACUGGCCUGACCGGGUUUUUUUUCUUGAUUAGCAUUUGAAUUGUGGAAAAGCCUCUAGCAAAUGUUGCUGGUUAGCUUUCAUUCUGCCCAGCAGCAGAUCUGCAGAUCAGUUUACUGUUUAUUUUUUUUUUUGGUAGGUAUGCAAGUAAGGCCAGUUUUUAAGUCUGAAUUAGGUUAUUUCUGUCCUAGGAAAGGAGGCGGAAGAGAAAGGUCAUUUAAGGCAAUUUGAUAAUCCUGCAGCGGGACAGUUUUCCAGUGCUUUGGGGCCUCAAACCAGUGGUUUAGCAUGUUAUUCUGGAACAAGCCAGUCCUAAACUACCAUGUGAUGCCCGUCGUCUUCAAAUGUGCCUAAGAUGCCGACAGACUUCCUUGCUUUCUGGGGCGACUCCUAAUGUAUCACACCUGUUCAACUUCGUUGUACAACUUUGAUUGUGGUCUCGAGGGAAGAGACCGACAGCUGUUCCUUUUUCUUGUAGAAUUUGCUGUUUUAUAGAAAUAAAUUUUUUGGAGUUGCAGUGAUUAUUCAUUAAAAAAGAAUGCUAAAUUUUUGUACAAA